UGUAGCCCCAGACCAAAGCAACAGAUAGACGAGAGCUGUUGCUAAAUGACAAGUCGCCUGUCGAACAAAGUCAUGGCGUUGCUUAAACAAAGUUGCUGCGUCGCGGGGCGAUUCUCCACACGUCACCUGCGACUGAGUCCCAGGUGCUUCCCACAUAUUUACACCACCAGUCAAUCAACUGUGGCCAAAUCAUCCACUGUCCAAACUGAGAUGAAGAAGGAGCUGCUGAGUGAUGAGGGGCCUGAUCUGCAAGACUUUAUCUCAGGAGACCUUUCUGAUAAAAGCAAGUGGACAGAAUACAGAGGCAACCUGAAGAGACAGAAGGGAGAGAGACUCCGACUUCCUCCAUGGCUGAAGACAGAAAUUCCCAUUGGAAAGAACUACAACAGGCUGAAGAACACACUGAGAGACCUCAACCUGCACACAGUGUGUGAGGAGGCCAGGUGUCCAAACAUUGGGGAAUGCUGGGGAGGAGGGGAGCACGCCACGGCUACAGCCACCAUCAUGCUGAUGGGAGACACGUGCACUCGCGGAUGCAGGUUCUGCUCGAUUAAGACGGCCCGUCGACCUCCACCUCUGGACCCAGACGAGCCCUUCCACACAGCCAAAGCCAUCGCUGCGUGGGGCCUGGACUACGUGGUUCUCACCUCAGUUGACAGAGAUGACAUUGCUGAUGGUGGAGCAGAGCACUUUGCUAAGACAGUCACUAACCUGAAGGAACGAAACCGUGAGAUCCUGGUCGAAUGUCUGACCCCCGAUUUUCGUGGUGACCUGGCAGCAGUGGAGAAAAUUGCCCUGUCGGGGUUAGAUGUGUACGCUCAUAAUGUGGAGACCGUACGCGAGCUACAAAGGUAUGUGCGUGACCCCAGAGCAAACUUUGACCAGUCUCUGAGUGUCCUGAAACACGCUAAGAAGGUCACGCCCACAGUGCUCACCAAGACGUCCAUCAUGUUGGGACUGGGGGAGACUGAACAACAGAUACUCAACACUUUAACUGAGCUGCGAGAGGCAAAUGUGGACUGUAUAACACUCGGGCAGUACAUGCAGCCCACGAAACGCCACCUAAAGGUGGAAGAAUACGUCACUCCAGAAAGGUUUGCACACUGGGAGAAAGUUGGGAAUGAUUUGGGCUUUGUUUACACAGCCAGUGGACCACUGGUGCGAUCCUCCUACAAAGCAGGCGAGUUCUUCCUGAAGAAACUUCUGAAGGAAAGAAAAGCAGAAGUCACUGAAUCGGAAUGAUAAGCAGCAAACCAACAGCUCCUGUAGUCUGCACUGCACAUUAUUUUUUUACCACCUCCCUACAGUUACAAUAUCAGCUCCGCUGGUUUGCAGUACAACAAUUUACUGAUGUGACCCACAACACAGGAAGCCUUUUUCUUAACGACUGGUAAGAACAUCUGCACUCAUUGUUCUUCAAUAAACACCUGGGACAAUCCAGAGUACAGUUUAGGAAGAGAACAAAGAGAACAAAGAGCAGUAAGAAGCCUGUAGACAUGUAGAGGGUCCACAUCAAUCUGACAGGGGGAAAAUACAAGUGGUUAACAGCUGUAAUUAUCCACGUCUGCAUCUAAAUCACAUCAACCGUCAGCUCCUUUCCCUUGGGGGCUCAGGGCUUGAGGUAGUGAACCACUGACCUUUAACAUCAACCUCUGUUUACGAGGACUUCAAUGUCCUCCGUUUCAGGAAUGAUGAUUUAAUUAAGCAAAUGCUUUGUUUGCAGGAGAUGUUCAAUGGCAAAGUCUGUCUGCCAACGAUUGUAUUUUUAAAGUUGUUUUUUUACAGCUACACUCAGUAGCUGUGUCUAAAGAUAUAUCACAACAUGUUUGUUUUAAUGAUAUGGUAUCUGGCUAGACAAAAUAAUAAUUUAUAAAUGUGCUGUAUAUUUAAAGAGUUAAAACUCAAUAUUUUUUCCCCUUCUUAAGAAUACACAACUGGCACAAAUUAAGAACACACCUCACAUUUUAUUGCAUUGGCCCCAACAGCUGCUGAGACAUACUGAUAAAAGCAUAGUAAAAUGAUUCAUACAAAUGUGUUUUUAAAAAAAUAGUAUAAAAAUCGUAAUAUUUGAUUAUACAGUAAAUGCCAUUAGAAGAUCGUCUAAUAGUGUUUCUUUGAAAACAAUGAAAUGUUUGAUUUAUAAAUGCUGUUCACAUGAAA
Solea senegalensis (Senegalese sole) is the source of this 2160-nucleotide messenger RNA. RefSeq names its product lipoic acid synthetase (gene lias). Gene Ontology annotation, biological process: lipoate biosynthetic process. The coding region runs from base 46 to 1242 and encodes 398 amino acids. Gene Ontology annotation, molecular function: 4 iron, 4 sulfur cluster binding; lipoate synthase activity. Lineage: Eukaryota; Metazoa; Chordata; Actinopteri; Pleuronectiformes; Soleidae. The record is from RefSeq and is a predicted model, not a curated record. Gene Ontology annotation, cellular component: mitochondrion. The transcript is spliced from 11 exons.